AUGGCUGCCGUGCUGAAGGCCACCUACCGUGCUGAAGUUCGCCGCUGCCUGCUGGACAAGGACGACCUAUGCUUUCAAGGCCUCUCGCGCCGGGUCUCCGAGCUCUUCCCGGAGCUGCCCCAGUACACCGCCAAGUACAUGGAUGAGGAGGGCGACGUCUGCACUCUCUGCGAAGCCUCCUUCGCUGACUUCCUACAGGUCUCUACGCAGACGAAGAGCGCCUCUGGCAAUAUGCCUGGCAAUGACACCAAGGUUAUCCUAAAGUUGGAGCUCCAGGCGGUUGGCACCGCAGCUGUGCCGCCCAAGCCCGCCAUCGCGAGCGCCGCCAAGGCAGCGGCCACCACCCAGCCGGAUCUGGAGAUGAUCUCCGCUGCGCCUGCAACUCCUGUCCCUACGAAGGAGGAGGCUCGCAUGGAAGUCGAGGAUCCCAAACCGGAAGUCGCCUCUGCAGCGCCAACCGCAGACGCCUGCAUGGACGAGGACAUGGGCCAUCCGGACAAGGACAAGGAGGAGGAGGAGGACCAGGCUUCCGGCCCCAGCACCAUCGGUCAGAUCCUGUCUCCGAUGGUCCUGGCAAGCGUCGCAGUGUGCCACCUGCCACAGGCUAUGGCUGCUGUGGGAGAGCACGAGCCCGUCGAGAUCGGCCAGGCUGUGUGUGAUGCACUCAGCCACGCGCCGCCUCUGAAGGACGCACUGCGCGACCUUCGCGAGCUCCUUCCCUCCGCCGGUCUGGAGCACGUGGUGCCGGCCCUCGACGCACUCCUCGCAGACGUGACGCCAGAGACUGCCGGGCAGCUCGUGCUCUCGUUGGUGACUGGCCUCGACUUGCUGCCCUUCGAAGACCAGCACAAGCUGUUAACUUCAUUCUUCGCAUCGCGACACCGUGAGCUGAUCCAGCUCUUGGAGAAUAUGGCCCCCUCCUGCAUGAUCGAAGGCGCUCUCACGCACCACGCGGUCUGUGACGGCUGCGAGGCCUCGCCGCUGAAGGGUCCACGGUUCAAGUGCACGAGCCGCCCGGACUUCGACCUUUGUGGUACCUGCUAUGCCCGCAAGCGCGAGAUCCUUGGAGCGGAUGCAGGGGACGACUUCGAGUGCAUCUUGUCGGGUAUGAUGCCCGUCGGCCUGGGAAGCCUCCUCUCCGGCAUGAAAGGCAAAGGGAAGGGCAAAGGAUGCAAGGGCAAGGGCGGCAAGAGUGGCAAGAUGGGUGGCAUCCCCGGCUUCUUUCAGGACAUCAGCCAGCACCCGCUGGCAGGCCUCCUCCAGCAGCGUUUUGCUGCAGCGGCCGAUCGCGUGGGCAAAGCAGGGGAUCGUGCGGGCAUGCAUACCGGUGCUGCUGGCAAUGAGAAUCCGCUGGCCGGCAUUGCUGGGCUGCUGGGCGAGCUGGCUGGCAAGGGUGGCAGCCAGGAGCAGUCGAAUCCCUUGGCUGGCCUUGCCGGCUUGUUCGGCCAAGGCAGCCAGAACCCUGGCGAGAAUCCCUUGGCGGGUCUCGCAAACUUGUUUGGUGGCAAGGGCCAGUGCAAGGGUGCGGGCUGCUCGGACCCGCCGAGUGCUGAGAACCCCUGGGCUGGCCUCGCUGGGCUCCUCGGCGGCCUCGGCAAGGGCAAAGGCAAAGGCGGCAAAGGCUGCUGUCCCAGCCCAAGCGGAGCUUCGCCGAUGCAGACGGAGUCCAGCGAGUCUAACGGCUACGAGCAGCCCGCGGCUUCAGCGCCUGCACCGACGGAGGCCGAGCCAUCUGCCCCUCCCAUGGACCAGGUCAAGGAGGUCGACCCGCCCAGCUCGGAGGUGCCGGCAGCGGAGAUGUCCAAGCCUCCGGCGGCCAAGCCAGCAGAGCAGCCGUCCGGCGAGGUGAAGGAGCCGGGCCUUCGAUACUCCUUCCCCGUCCAGGUCGAUGAUGGCCGCAGCCUCCAGAUUAUGUGGACGUCAUCUGACGACCGGGAGCAGGUGGCCAAGGAGUUCAUUGCGAAGUACCGGCUGCCGGGGGACCAGGUGGGCGACAUAGUCGCCUUCAUGCAGCAUGCAGAGUCGCUGAGCGCCCCGAGCUCAAGCAACGCAGCAUCCAGCUGGGAAGAAGCGCCAGGGGUUGAGGCUCUCCCGACCUAUGCGGAGCAGAUCGCGCAGAUCCAAGAUCAGGGCUUCACUGUCGAUGUGGAGGAGCUUCGAAACCUCCUUGCUGCCUUCGGGGGCAGUGUGGAGAAGGUGGUGGAAGCGCUCGUCCAGGGUUGA
Molecule: messenger RNA, 2223 nt
Organism: Symbiodinium sp. CCMP2592
Lineage: Eukaryota; Dinophyceae; Suessiales; Symbiodiniaceae
Source: the annotation of a GenBank genome assembly